Molecule: messenger RNA, 1413 nt
Organism: Macrosiphum euphorbiae (potato aphid)
Lineage: Eukaryota; Metazoa; Arthropoda; Insecta; Hemiptera; Aphididae
Source: the annotation of a GenBank genome assembly
AUGGCGUUUUAUGGUAUUCUGUUGUUGAGUUACAACGCAGUGCACGGUAUCGACACAGACUCGAUAAAUCAAAAUUUGUUGAUCAAGAGCCAAAAUGCAAAUGAAACAUCAUUGUCAACUGCCGAACGUUUUCGACGUCUAAUACCUUACGUGACGUAUUACGUGGUCGGUAACAAUGAACAAAAUGACUUGCCAUAUCAAUAUCAAUAUCAAAACCCUAAUUCAAAUUCAAACACGCCCAGACCUUCACAGGCAAAUAACUUCUAUUUUCAAAAUGAAAGAAAACCCCCACAAAAACAACAGCCCGCCACCCAGCAUCAACAUAAUUAUCAGAUAUCUAAUCAACAGAUCCAACAACAACAACACGCAACGUCUACAGGAUAUCUGAGAUUUCCAAGCUCUCCAAAAAUUAAAAGGCCUAUUGUAAUAACAACAACGACGGAAAUGCCGUACAUCAUCCACCCGACAGACAACUCGUAUAAUUAUUAUUACGAUUACAGUCAAACGAGCCCCAAACCGAUUGUUCGACCUAGUCCAAUUGUUAUUAAGCACGGUGAUCACGCCGGAUUUUUACCGACAAUGCCGCCAAGCCCAAAUUCGUUCCCGGAACAACAAGAACAAUUGCAGUUUACGACCAAGACAAAAAAACAGAGAAGGCCAAAACCGAAAAGACCCACAACACCGGUCACUACAACCACAACGACAGACAAAUAUGGUGCACUCAACGAACUGUUGGAUGGUUACGAUUUGGGAAAUCGUCUUUCAAACAAAAUCACGGCCGAUAACAUCGGUUCCAGUAUACAAACUUUGUCGGCCGUGUUACAGUUAUUGCAAAACGAGGCAGACGAACAACAGGCGCGACCACUGCGGCCAAAGAAACCUAAGCCGGAAUACCGUCCAGAUCCAAUCGACGAAUAUGAUGAUACUGGCGACGUAGGGAAUCCGGGAAGACCGGGCGUGGAUUAUCCGACGCUCUCAGUUAUACCCAAAACUAGCUUCGAUUGCAAAACUCAAAGAUACAAGGGUUUCUUCGGAGAUCCAGAAACGCUGUGCCAGGUGUGGCAUUACUGUGACUUAAAUGGUGGUCAAGCAUCAUUUUUGUGCCCAAAUGGAACUAUAUUCAAUCAAGUAACACUGACAUGUGACUGGUGGUUUAAUGUAAAAUGUGAUACUACAGCUCAACUUUAUGUGCUCAAUGAACGCUUAUAUAAAUAUAUAAUACCAUCUAAACCCAGUUUUCCAGAAGAUUACGAAGGACCUUUAGUAGAUAGAUAUUUAGAAGACAAAUUUAAGGAAACCGAAAAAAAUAGAGGCCAACAAAGAGCACCAAUGCCAUCAGUAAUGAAUGUCACUACUAUUGAACCAGAAUCAGUUAGAACACCAUAUCAACAAUUAAUAGAUGUAGAUGUAUAG